This is a messenger RNA of Scheffersomyces coipomensis, 5144 nucleotides long. Its product is annotated as P-loop containing nucleoside triphosphate hydrolase protein. Gene Ontology annotation, cellular component: membrane. The record is from RefSeq and is a predicted model, not a curated record. The transcript has a single exon. NCBI's taxonomy places the organism in Eukaryota, Fungi, Ascomycota, Pichiomycetes, Serinales, Debaryomycetaceae. Bases 400 to 5079 code for a protein of 1559 amino acids. Gene Ontology annotation, biological process: transmembrane transport. Gene Ontology annotation, molecular function: ATP hydrolysis activity; bilirubin transmembrane transporter activity; ATP binding.
AAAAUAUUUUUCUUGGAUAAUUUGAUUGUAAGUUAAUUGUAAAUUUAGCUCAUACAUAAAAUUGUAAUUGCUGCUAAAACAUUGCUCGGCUCUUCUCAAGAGCGCACGACCUUUUGGUGACAACACUUCUUUCGAUGGGCGCAAAAAAAUUGAGUCAUGAGUGGAGUUAUCGCUCAAUUAGGAAAUUGUGACUAUUCUCGGCGUUCAAAAUAAAUAAAGACUAGUUUGAGAUUAGCAGCCAAAGAACCAUGACAUCGAAUGGCAUAUAUCAGGCGUAGGUUAGAAGAAACUUAUGAGAUGGAAUGCUGGUAUUGGAUGUUUCUCUAUAAAUUCAAACCUAUACACCAACAAGAAUAAUUUACAAGCAUUUUUCAGUAUUAAGAAGCUCAAAUAAGUAUAAUGAAAAAUCAGAUAGUAAGUUAUAAUACAACAUUCAAAGUGUGUUCACUUGAUGCUAUAACGCAUCCAUUUUCUGGAGGAUUUCAGAAUUCGUUCAAUCCUUGCUUUCUUUCAUCUUUAAGUUUGAUGCUCAAUACUAUACUAGGCUGUUUUGCAUUAUUUCAAUUCAUAUGGUUAAUAAGAAACAAUAAACAUGGGCCAUUUAAAAUACAGUUUGCGUUCGGAUCAUACUUAAGAUUUAAAAGUGUUGGAAUAAUUCAAAUAUUUAAAGUAGGAUUAGUUGGAAUACUGUUGCUACUGUUUAUUUUAUUGAGUUUUAUAUCUUCAUCACCAGCUUCAAAGUUGGGUCCUGGGUCAUCUAUUAUCGCAAUAGGUUUCAUAAUUUUACCCUUACAUAUAUCCGAGCCAACCAGAUCGGUAAUACCAUGUGCUUCUUUGUUACUAUUUUGGUUGAUUUCUUCUUUAUUUAAUUUGGUUGUGCUUGUUCAAGAUAUAUUCUCUGAUCAUAAGAUUUAUAUUGCAGGCGAUUCAAAUGUAUCUUUAAUUAUUACCAUAGAGGUUCUACAAUUUGUUAUUUCAGUUUUGAUAUUAGUCACAGAAAAUGCUUAUUAUACAGCUACUCAGGAGUUAAAGGAAUACUAUGACUUAAAUGACUGGGAAAGAUCAACUGUUAAAAGUUUGUUCACUGAGGUAAGCUUUUCAUGGGCACUGAAUCACAUUGGAAUUAUCUACCAGUCCAACACAUUAGACAUAAAGAUCCUUCCAAAAAUUCCGAUUGACUUCAAGGUUAAAAUCUCUUACGAAAAGCUAUUAAAACAUUGGAAUAACUUUAAGAAUUCAGCUUCUGAAGAAAAUCCAUCCUUAUUUUAUGUUAUUGUUAUAACUCAUUGGUUUCAUGCCUUGAUUGGUUUUUGUCUUGACAUAAUGGAAGUUUUGUUUGGAUUUGCACAAGCAUUUAUGCUUCAACAGUUCAUAUUGUUAUUUAAUGAAGUAAGUUCAUCUACAAGUCCUGAUUUUAGUAAACCAAUCCUCGUUGGAUUCUGUAUCGCUACUUGUUUGUUUACUUGUGCAGUAUUUAGGUAUUUCACUGUAAACAGGUACUACUCAAACUAUUAUUCCAUGAAAUGCAAAAUUCAGGGUUCCUUGACUGAUAUGGUCUACAAAAAGGCACUCAAUCUUUCACCAGAAGCAAGAAAGGGCAAAACAACAGGUGAAAUUGUUAACAAUAUUUCAAUAGAUGUUGGUAAAUUGGCCGAUAUACCUCAUUUCGUUGAACUUGCUACAGGUCCUAUUAAGUUACUUCUUACAUUAUAUGCUUUGUUUAAGAUAAUCGGAGUCUCGACCAUUUCGGGGUUUAUUGCUGCAUGUAUUUUAGUUCCAACUACAACUAAAGUUAGUACAUCAAUCACAUCACUUUAUAAUCAGAUUAUGAGUAUAAGAGACGAGAGAACUAAAUUGAUAUCUGAAAUCUUAACUUCAAUUAAGAGUAUCAAAUUAUAUUCAUGGGAAGAUCCAAUGUCCGAAAGAUUACUGGAAAUUAGAAAUGAUAGGGAAUUACCUCUUGGAAGGAAAAUUGGUGUGUUCAAUGCUUUAUCUAUGUUUUUGUGGUCAUUGAUACCCUUUUUCAUUCCUUGUGCUUGUCUCAUAACUUAUUCUUAUAUUUCUCCUAUACCAUUAGUUCCUUCCACUUGUUUCCCAGCUUUAUCAUUGUUUGGUAUUUUGGCUAAACCAAUAUUGUUUCUUCCUGAUAUAUUUGCACAAGCAGUUGAAUGCAAAGUUUCAUUGAAAAGAUUACAAGAUUUGCUCGCGUUAGAGGAGUUAGAUACUUCUACUGUUCACAGAACUUCAUACGAAUUAAAAAAUAACGAUAUUUCCAUUGAAGUUAGGAAUGCAACUUUUCAUUGGGAUAAUAAAAAAGAGACCGUUAAUGAACAUGAGGUUGAAACUUCUGAUAUUGCGUUAAAAAAUAUCAACUUUCUGGCGAGAAAAGGUAAUUUAAAUUGCAUAGUUGGUAGGGUAGGAUCUGGAAAAACCAGUUUCCUUAGAAGUUUAUUAGGUGAGAUUCCAUUGUAUAAGAAACCAGAUACAUUAAUUGGUGUAAAUGGGUCAAUAGCCUACUGUGCACAAUCUCCUUGGAUUUUGAAUGCUACAGUCAAACAGAACAUUUUAUUUGGAUUUAAAUACGAUAAAGUCUUCUAUAAAAGAACGAUCGAAGCAUGUCAGUUAUUGCCUGAUCUUGAAAUAUUACCUGAUGGGGAUAAAACAGUUGUGGGAGAAAAGGGUAUAUCAUUGAGUGGUGGUCAAAAAGCUAGGCUUGCCCUCGCUAGGGCUGUUUAUGCUAGAGCAGACGUUUAUUUGUUAGAUGACGUUUUGUCAGCAGUUGAUGCUCAUGUUGCUAAAAACUUGAUUGACAAAGUUUUAGGUCCAGAAGGUUUAUUAUCUACUAAAACAAUUGUUCUUGCCACUAAUGCUAUUGGUAUACUUCAUAAAGCUCAAAACAUAAUAUUGUUACAAAAAGGAGAAAUAAUAGCUAGCGGAAGUUAUAAUGAAAUUAUAAAUCAAGAUAACAAACUCACGGAACUAAUUAAAGAGUUUGGCCAAAUUCAGCCUCAAGUGAUCAUAGAUGAACCUUCAGUGGUGGUUGAAGAUACCGAAUUUGUAUCUGAUGAUGAAAUUAUUAAGCUUGUCCCUUCCAACGCUGGCGACUUGGUUGUAGAGGAUUCGGAUUUUGAACCAUUAGAAGUGAUCGGAAGUCGGGCAUCUCAUCGAAGAGCUAGCAUAGUUUCAUUUACUCAUGAUGAAGAAGAUGACGAUGAAGAUAAUGAUUUAAUCAUAAAGACUGGAGACAAUGCUGAAAAAGGACCAACUGGUGAUAUUAAGUUCUCAGUACAUUUACAAUACUUUAAAGCAUGUAAUAUUUGGUCAAUUAUAUUUUAUGUAUUCACCUAUAUUGGUAGCAUGAGUACACUUCUUAUGGCUAACUAUGUGUUGAAAGUAUGGUCAGAAAAGAAUCUUCAAGUCGGAUUCAACGUAUCUCCAAUUUACUAUUUGACAACUUAUGCCGCAUUAGGAAUAUCAAGUGGAUUGUUUAUUUUAAUUGGUUGUUCAGUUGUAUGCAUAUUCAGUGUUAUUAAAGCUUCAAGAUAUUUUCAUGCUAGCAUGUUCCAUAGUAUUUUGAGAUCACCAAUGUCAUUCUUUGAAACAACACCAACUGGAAGAAUUUUAAAUCGCUUUUCAGAUGAUAUAAAUGUAUUGGAUGAUCAGCUUAUAUGGUCAUGGAUAGGACUUACGCACUAUAUAAUAGAGUCUUUUGGAUUAUUGGGAGUGCUUAUAUUCAACUUACCACCAAUGGCCUUAGUUAUCUUGGUAUUUUUUUUCUUGUUUAACAGUAUCAGAAAAUAUUUCAUUCCAGCAGGUAGAGAAUUAAAACGUUUGGUUAGUGCUAGCAGAAGUCCUAUAUUUUCUCAUGUACAAGAAUCUAUAAUUGGAGUGGAAACUAUUAGAGCCUUCGAUCAACAAGAAAGAUUUAUAUUUAAAAAUGAAUCAAAUGCCGAGAACUUAAUUAGUGCCAUGUAUUCAAGUCUAUUCACUAGUAGAUGGUUAUCUUUCAGAUUGCAAAUGAUGUCAGCAAUAAUGAUGUAUGCUACCACAUUAAUGAUUUUGUUUACUGCUGGAAGAAGUAAUUCGAUUAGUCCAGGAUUGGUUGGUUUUCUUAUGAUCAAUGUGUUGAGUAUUACGGGUCUUUUGAAUUCAAUUAUAAGAUGUUGGGCUGAAGUAGAGACCAAAUCAGUUGCGGUGGAAAGAAUUAUUGAAUAUUGUAAAUUAAAGCCUGAGGCAGAAUUAAUAAUUAAAGACUCAAGACCUCCAGAAUCGUGGCCCCAAAAUGGAUCUAUUGAAUUUAAGAAUUAUUCAACUAAGUAUAGAGACAACCUUGAUCCGGUUCUUCAUAAUUUAAAUAUAAGUAUCAAACCAAUGGAAAAAAUAGGAAUAGUUGGUAGAACUGGUGCUGGUAAAUCAACAAUUGCAGUUUCGUUGUUCCGUAUUAUCGAAUCAGUUACAGGGAAUAUUGAAAUUGAUGGUAUUAACACUUCAAGGAUAGGUUUAUUUGAUUUGCGUCAUAAGUUGAAUAUUAUCCCACAAGAUGCACAGACUAUAGAAGGAUCCAUAAGACAAAAUCUUGAUCCACUUGGUUCUCAUUCAGAUGCUGAAUUAUGGGAGGUGUUAGAUCAUGCUCAUAUGAAAGAACAUGUUCUUCAAAUGAAAACCAAGAAAGAUCAAAAAGAUGAAAAUGUAGAUGAUACCGAUAUCGAAUAUGAUACUGGAUUAUCAGCUGCUGUAUUCGAGGGUGGUUCUAACUUAUCAUCAGGACAAAAGCAGUUAUUAUCUUUAGCUAGAGCCUUGUUGAACAAAUCACAAAUUUUGAUCUUAGAUGAAGCUACAGCAGCUGUUGAUGUUCAAACUGAUAAGAUAAUUCAAGAAACAAUUAGAUCAGAAUUUAAAGAUAAGACUAUUUUAACAAUAGCUCAUAGAUUAGAGACAAUUCUCGAUAAUGAUAGAAUUAUCGUUCUUGAUAAAGGUAAAGUAAAGGAAUUUGACACUCCUCAAAAUCUAUUAGGAGAUACUUCUUCUGAAUUCUACUCCUUGUGCAAUCAAGCUGCAGUAUUAAAGACCCAAAAUUAAUAUAAUAAUAAUAAAUCACUUCAAAUUCAUAUAGAAUAUUAUAGAAUAUUAUAGAAAAAUAUAUA